AGAAAUGAACAUUAUUCGAGGACAGCCUCUGAACUUGUUACGGCUUUUUGUUUUUAUCCUUGUGGCGGUGGCAGCAGUCAAGCUGUUAUCUUCCAGUGCCAAACAGAGAUAUUCAAAUGACUUGAACUCAUUUUGGGAGGAGAAGAAAAGUUUGGAAUCCCAUUACCAAGUCAUGAGAGGACCUGAAGAACAUGCAGCAAAACUAGAGCUCCCGCAAGGUAAUGGUAUGAACCAGGGCAGGCAUUCAGAAGAUGAUCAGACUUCCAAGGAUUUCAUCAAAACAGAGAUGAGGCUGGUCCAUUUGGAUCUGAAGGGAGCAGCACCAAAGGUUACAUAUUUGGAAAAGAUUUUUCCUUUACUGUCAAGUCUUGGUGCAAAUGGGAUCCUCAUUGAGUAUGAAGAUAUGUUUCCUUUUCAUGGAGCUUUAGAAAUUCUCAAGUCUUCAUAUGCUUACAGUACUGAAGAUAUUGAUAAAAUACUACAUUUGGCAGAAGUGAACUCACUAGAAGUGGUGCCUUUGGUUCAGACAUUUGGCCACAUGGAAUAUGUCUUAAAACAUGACAAAUACCGUCAUUUACGAGAAAUGGAAAAGUACCCUAAUAGUCUGAAUCCUCAUCUGCCCGAGUCUGUGUCUCUGGUGAAGGAUAUUGUCACUCAGGUCCUAGACAGGCAUUCUAAAUCUACAUGGGUCCAUAUUGGAGCUGAUGAGGUAUUUCACUUAGGAGAUGGAAGAGAAUCAAAAAACUGGCUGAACCAAAAUAAUGGAGAUCUGGGAAAAAUGUUUCUAAAUCAUGUGAAGGAAAUUGGAAACUUCAUUAUUAAAAAGUACAGUGGAAUCCGGUUGAUCUUGUGGGAUGAUAUGCUAAGAAGUAUUAAACUAGACACAAUUAAAGAAUCUGGAAUAACAGAAUACAUGUCUCCAGUAAUAUGGUCUUACAUUAAAGACCUCAAAACUGAAGUUAUAGGAGCAGAGUUAGAAAUUGAAAGGAUGGUAGCAAGUCUUACUCCAGAACGGAUACACACUUUACGACAUCAGGUAAAGAGUUUAAUAAGGAAGAAAGAGCACCUGCCAAACUUGUACUUCAGAUAUGAUCACUAUUCCGUCUUGUGUGAGCUGCUUCCAGUUGGAAUUCCAUCACUGGCAGUUUGCCUGCAGACAUUGGUCCAUGGUGGAUUUACAGAAAUCGCAAAAAAGAAAAUCCUGGAAACACUGGGCUUUAAUGACAUUAACAUACAAGAAAAUGUCUGUGUGGGAAGUGGUACUUUUCCUGGUUAUGAUGUCUACCAGAUGGUCUAUCGUAUCCACACAAGUUUGAAAGAAGAUGUUAAAAGAAUCGAGGAUGAUGAAGCUAUCAAAGGGUGGUUUACAGUCUAUCACAGAAAACAUAGUUUUGGCAAUCCUUACUUUAUGGAAAGAUUUGGUAACACAGUGCAAAGGACUUGCACUGAUUGGGAAAAAUUUCUGGAAACAUUCAGAACUACAAUGGAGACCAUCUACUUCUCUGAUACUGUUAGUGAGUGGUUAGAUGUGUAUGUUAACCCAUACAUGGAAACUCUAAUAACUAUUGUAAAAAACUACGAUGACAUUAUUAAAUUGAAUGCAAGACCAAAAUCUACAUAAAUUCUCAGUGGAAAAUUUGGAAAAACUCACAAUCUACAAAGUGCCAUUUAAGCCAUCUUCGAUUCAGAUUGCUACCAUACAUUUUUGCUUCUAAGACUUCAAGUAGAAGAGUAUUUGUUUUGCAAAGCACUUAAAUUUAUUUGUAGGAAUAUGCUGGGACUUUGUACAUAUAUAUCUGCCUAAUUAUAUAUGACCAUGCCAUGUCCUCUAAUUUGCUAUUCAUUGUAUAGACUCUGUUUAGUGCUGUCAGGUAGCAGUCUCAUUUAUUUUACUGUUCAUAUAACUUUACUUCAUGUUUACACUACUGUGUGUGAUAGUGCUGUGGACUUUCAUUUGCUGUUUGUUUAUGUAUUUUUUUAUAUGUUGUAUCAGUGCAGUCUCAUUCAUUUUGCUGUACAUAUUUUCCUGAAUGGUGUCAUGGGAAAAAAAGAACAUAAUUUGUUGCAAUAAAAUGCUUUUGAGAUACAA
Molecule: messenger RNA, 2089 nt
Organism: Protopterus annectens (West African lungfish)
Lineage: Eukaryota; Metazoa; Chordata; Ceratodontiformes; Protopteridae
Product: hexosaminidase D-like
Exons: 13
Coding region: 5-1621 (538 amino acids)
Biological process (GO): carbohydrate metabolic process
Molecular function (GO): hexosaminidase activity
Source: RefSeq, a predicted model, not a curated record